UGCUUGGAGGUUAGAAGAUGAUGAGGAGGGGUACCUACCACCGACGCCAAGCCUAGAGGACACACCCUUCUCUCAAACCUCAUCACAGCUAUACUACCCGGUACCACCAAGACCUACAACCCCAGAGACAGACAGAGUCAGGACAAGCAACAGCAAUGGAGGUUUGGCCAAGUUGGCGCGCCGACUUAGCCAGAGGGGGGAAAGGAGAGAGCGAGGGGAGAAGCUUCCAUGCAGACAACGCUCUGUUAGUGUCGACAGUGAUUACGAGUCCGACGUCGCCAGCGCCAACGGUAUCCCUGACAGGCUUUGGAGUAUGCUCCUGGUCGACGACCACGGGACUAUGCCUCGUAAACCAUCAACUGGUGAUGUCCGGAAAGCACACAGCAUGGAGAACCUGGUGCCCGGAGACGAUAAAAGCAAAUCUUCUUCCAUCCCUCCAUCUCCCCUCGCCCCAAACAAGCUCCAGAGGAGUCUCUCGGGCAAGAAGAGGGGGGCAAGCACCAACGAGGUGGACUCUACCGGCCUCGGGGGCAGUUCCGUCAAGGAUAAGGGCAGGAGAAACUCCAAAUACAUUUCCGAUCUACAGGCUCUGUUUGAGGCAGUGGAGCAUCAGGAUCUGGAUGCAGCGAAAUAUUGCCUGGAAGCCAACGGGUUGGACCUGAACCAACCCAACCCAGAUGAGUUCACGGUCCUGGACAUUGCAGUCAUGACCAAUAACAUGCCCAUGUCGAGGAUGCUCCUAUCACACGGAGCAAGGGAAAAUCCCAGAUUUCUUUUGAAAGAUGUCCGACUGAACAAGCUCAAUACUCUGAUCAAUGAAGCAGAACAAGUCAUCCAGGAUCUAACGACUCGAGUCGUCAACGGCUCCGGCAAUAAUAACGCUUCUUCUUCCAGCUCCAUCAAGGAUGCUGAUAGGCAACUUGUGGAUUGGGAAUGGCGAUACAGGUUACUCAAACGAAUGAAGACAGGCUUUGAACAAGCAAGAGUACCUGACAUACCAGCUAUGGUGCGGUUAUACACAGCCAGUAGCUCAUCCCUCCUUGUCACGUUUGAGGAGCCGUUGAACAUGAAUGGUGCCUCGGCUACCCGGUUUAAAAUUGAAUGGAGCCAAAACGAAGACUUCUGUCCUUUAGCUGGGGAACAUAUACUGUAUCACUUUAGCAACCUCAAAUAUACUAUACAAGGGCUAACACAGGGUGCAAAGUAUUAUGUGCGUGUAUCUGCAUUCAACAUGAAGGGCUUUGGCCCCGCCCAGACGUCAAAUCCACCGUGUGCUGUCCCUUCAUGUUGGAGGGACGUCGAUGGCAGCAAGCCCAGGUCUUGGGGAAGGCUAAGUAUGAUCGAUGAACUCUUUCAACAAGUACGAGAUGGAAGGCCGGCGGACUCGGCUGAAAUCAAAUCAACUUCCCCGAGAGCAUCACCGAAUCAGAUGAGGAAAACGGUGAGGAAAAGCCUGAAGAACCUCUUCCAAUCUGCGCCAAAGUUCCAGAAGCAUUUAAGAAGAGGUGUGUACUUGGCCUCGGUGAUCUACAACGAAGACAAGGUUCUUGUGACAACAGAGGACUACCUGCCUAUCAUAGAGGUGGAUGAGAACUUCCCUAGUAAUGUCCAACAGGACUUCCUGUGGUUCAUGAAGGUCGCACAAACGUGGGAGGACGUCGACCUCCUAAGAACAGACCUGAACCAAUCAACGGCAGCCUCACCGGUCGUCCACUUUAGAGGGCGCCUCCUACAGGCCGCCGCCCAGCUGCAAAGCAUCAUGAGUAUGCAAGACCUGGGCAAGCUGUACUAUGAACCGGUGAAGGACAGUCAAGGGAUCGUCAUCUUUACGCUUAUCAACUCUGUCAAGGACCCGAGGACAAUAAACAACGCAGCUCUGAAGUGGGUCAGUAUGACGAGGGUACAGAAGAGAAAGUCGAUGAGUGUGGAGUGUCCGGUAGCAGCUGAUCUUCUCCUCACGUCAUUACCAGAGAAGAUCAUUCACCACCAGGUCAGCAGCCUACCUCUCUCCCGCGGUCUGUACGUCGGCUACCUCAAGCUCCGUAGCUCGCUGGGCAACAUUCGCAUCCAGGUACCGGAGCGUCACCCCAGCAUGCUACCUCACAUCAAGGUCAGGGACAACUACAACGUCUCGCAGGAAGAGUGGGACUGGCUCCACAGUCUGGAUAAAUGCGAGGUGAAGAAGAAAGCCACCAGAGUGCAGGAAGACUUCCAGCGCCAGCUUGCAUCGGCGACCCGGAAGUUAUUGACACGUGUAGGGGUCACAGAAGAGGAAGCUAUCACCCACAGACUAUGUGACCUGGAGGUUGUGGAACUCAGCAGCGAAGUGUCCUUCAUUUUGCUGCUCCCGCCUCUGGGUAGUGUAUGCAUAGGACCAGGGACACCAUCCGAUGACUGGAUCAUCAGCAGGGAUUUCACCUCAAUCUCGGUGCCAGUCUUUGAAAUGAUUCACAUGAGCACGUACCAUGGCGACUUCAUCCGUCGCUAUGCAAGGCUUUCGUCGAUACUGGAGACAGAGUCACUGAUCACACAACAACAACUGAGGGAGGCAUUCUCAAAUGAUGAACUGAACGAAGCAAAGCGAAGACAGACGCAAGUGGAUGAAUUUCAAAAGUCUCUUGAUAUGAUGUGGAGGGGGAUGCGUUGGAUCAUGGAUAUACUUCAAUAUGCGAGAGAUAAACAAAUCAAAGGAGGCGUCCCUCUCUCUGUACUCUAUGCCCCACCCCCGUCGCCAGUGGAUGCGUCCGAGGACAUUCUAGCUACCAUUGGGCAGUGCAUGAAAGACACCCAGAACCACACCCUCCUACCGCCCCCUCCCUGCAGUAGCAUCGGAUGCCAGACGAUGCUACUACCGGUAGAGAAGGCUGCCGACAAAACCCUCAAGUCAGGGAUCCUGAGGGUCUUCCCAGCCUACAACUCUGGUCUUGCCAAAGGAACGAGUGUCAAGCUCCAUGUGACGUCAAAGACAUCUUGCGAGGACAUUGUGAGUCUGGUGGUGCAGCAGCUUAACAAGGCCAUGGAGAGCAGUGGCAUGGAGACCCCUGCAUUCUCCCCUGAAGACUGUGCCCAAUUCUGUCUGGUUGCCAUCAUUGCCAACAAGGAGUACUCACUGGAGGAGGACUUCUGUCCGUUGCAGCUCCAGAACCCAUGGACUAAAGGACAGUUGUUUGUCCGACCUAAAGACUCAGAAAGAGCUGUCCUCAAUGUAGGUCCAUCGACGGAUGUAUAGCGUUGGCAGCUCUGUUGUAUCCAUGUGCCAUCUUUGCCAAAGUGAAGGACAUUUCCAGGAUAUAGUUCUCAUGCCAUGGGAUAAUAUGAAAGUGAUGUCAUUUAGAAAACUUCCGACUUCAUAAUGAAAGUGAUUUGCCUCCACUACAGGACCAAGCAACUGCAGAGCCUCAACCAAAUCUCCAAGCAAGAUUCCCGUCAAGCUGUUUGCUCUCUCUUUAAAAAAAAUAUAUAUGACAAUAUCAAAGAUGGAUGUGGAUUUAAUUUCGACCUUUGCGUGGGGAUGCAUGGAUGUUAGAGAAGAGUCUUAUGAGAAGACAUAUGUGAGUGCAUUGAAAGAAAAGUACUUCUAGGAUUCCUUUUGCAGUUAUAUAUGGGUACCAAUAAUCAUAUAAGCGGGUCUUGGUACAGCCUGAGGCAUUCUGCAGAUACGUCUGCAUGUUGCUGGAACAGUUCUGCUGGGUUCUUUCUGGACAGAUCAGACCCCAAUAGGCCCCAUUCAUCCACUCAGAUGUGAUCUUGGCCAACAUUGAAACGAACCCAUGAGUGAUUUCCUUCUGUUAUGGUCAACAUCGAAAUGCAAGCAUGAGGUAUUCUCAUUUGUGAUGGGUCAAGAUCUCCUGUCAAUGCGUUUUGUAAUGGUAAUACCUCUUGUCACUCGCCUUAGAUCUUGAAGAUCGGGAAGCUUCCAUUCUCUUGCUAAGAUAUGAGAUUGACAUGGUAUCCUGUAACGGCAUUGAAUCCAAAUAUAUAUAGAGAAAGUUUUAUGUUUUUAAUUGAACAUUAUAUGUCUGUUUAAUCAGACACGAUAAAUUAGGGAAAGAAUGGAUAAAGUCUUAAGGGGAACCACCAAAUUAUCUGAGUGAGAACAAUUUUUCACUACUAUGUAGUUAUUACUAUUGUAUAUGUGCAUCACCAAAGAAUUUCAAAGUAUAUAAAUAUUGGCUGCUCUUAAGGGAAAUAGUUUUACUAUCGCCCCGAACUGAACUUGAGACUAUAGGCCUAAUAUUUUUCUGAGACUGAAGGUUGAGGGAAAGUAAAAGGCCUAUGUUCUCAAGGUUGAUUGAGGUGUAACUGUUUUUUGCUAUCGACCGAAUAAAAGAGCAGUAAUUAUUUGUUUUAUAUACCAAUUAUUUUUUGAGCAGGGCAAUAGUAAAAACUAUUGCCUUGCUCAAAUCAUGCCAAUUGGUAUAUCAAAAUUAUAUAACUGGGAGCUCUGCAAAACACACCCUAUCCAUUCCAUGUGCAUAGUUCAUAUUAUUGACUGCCAAUAAGAAGGCCAUGACUGCCACCUUGAAGGCCAUGAUUGCCAAUGUGUACAAGUUAUAGGGCCUUUGUGCUGUAGCAAAGAAGUGGGAAGCUGGUUAAACAUUAUGGCCCGUAUUCUGAAGUCAGGUUUAAUUUGAACUCUGGUCUCAAGUUGUUGUUUAACUAUGGAUAGCCAAUUGUGACAUAAAUCUUUAACAGUAGAGGUUCGUAGUAUCAGCUCAUUUGAAGGAUAAAGAAGAUUAAAGAUUUAAAGAAUUGGGAAAGAGCACCGUAAACGCAAGAAGCAUACCAUGUGAACAAAUUUUGACAUGUUUGGCUUCCCAUAAUUUUAGCACAUUUUAGACCAUGUUUUAAGUUGCACCAGAGUUCAGCAUAUGUGCCUAUAUAUUUGCUCUACGGUGACGAUUACAAAUCAAAUGCAACAAUCUCCUUGCAAACAUGUCUUGAAUGAUAUUAUAUUGCUCUGACCACAAAAUCUUAUCAUUUGCACUAGCAAUAACAGAGCAACUGGCAAUGCUUUUUUUUAUUCCAUUUUCAUCAGGUCAUUUUGCUUUGAAUAUCUUUUUUUCAUAAAGGGUGAUUUCAUAAAUUAUGUAUUCCAAUCUCCGCUAUGGUGGACAUUCUUCAAGUGAAUCUCUGUUUUCUAGUCCAUAAGACAUGAUGAAAGAAUGGAUAAGAAAUACACAAGGUUAGGUAUACGAAAAAGGUUGAUUAUUUCAUUGAAUUGCCCUGAAAGAAAUUUGUUGCAUUUUAAGAGCUAAAUAUUAACAGUGGUCACCUAGAUGCAAUGUUCCUCUGAUUGUCUGUUACAGUAGAUUUACUCUGAAAUUCAGAUCGUAGUGGACAUUUUAUAUUUCACUUACAAGUAAUGUCCAGAGAGAUGGGUAUAUAUUAGGGUGCCUACUUGGGACAUGAUAUUUUAUGUUUCAAGUUUAUUUUUAUUGAUUAACUGAUAUGAACGUCUGUUGAUGACAGUCCGUAUCAUAGAGGCUGUGUUCAAAGAGAGCUCACUCCAUGAAAUACACUGUUUAUAAUAUGUGAUUUUUACGUGCAAUAAUAUUUGGUAUGUAUAUCCGCAAUGAUCAUGCGCUCGUUUGAGUCAGUAUUACUUGUGCAUGGUGUAGGAGUUAUGUCUUCUCUGGUGAUGUGUCUGUGGUUGUAGCCUUGCAGCAGGGCUAACCUUCAUAGCAACAGUUUGAAAUAUAGAAGAUUAUUGGAAUGCCUGUGUUCACAUUGUGAAAUAGUGCUGUGUGAUCUCACUGUUCCAUGCCAUACCAUGUGAACAGAGACUCUGGUCUUUUUCUCAAGCGUUCCACAUUGUUUUCCACAGUUUGUAUUGUACGUUGAUCAAAUUUGAGACUACGAUUAGUUAAGUGCCCUUAUGUGUACAGUGUAUAUAAAUAAUCAGAUGUGGUAUGUGUAGGAGGGAGAUCCUUUCAACAGUGUGUGCGGCUAUGCAAGCAAACAGACUCAUAGAAACAAUUGGCAGAACCGUAGACCCCCAACUUCCAUGGUCGGUGUCUCCACAGUUGAUAUUAUGAAAACAAAUUGAGAACUGUAAACCAUAAACUUUAUUCUUUUACAUUAGUAUUUUUGUGAAAAUAAGCCACUGAUCAUUAAUAUAGCAUGUACACAAAUGCAUGUAUUUUAUGUUUUGGGGGCUUGGAAACUCUAUGUCACGAAUUGCUAUAUAUACAUGCACAAUAAAAGAUGGCUUAUUUCCCUUUAUUUUUUUAUUUUCUAAAAUUUCAUAGCAAGAUGGUGUCGAGAUUCAUUAAUCUAUAUUGUCCAAUGGUCAUGGGUUCUGAUGGGAUUUUGGUUAAGAUAGAGAAAUUCAAUUAUCAUUCAUAUUUCCAUUGAUUUUGAGCUAGAUAUGAUUUAUAACAGGAAAACAAUGUAAAACUGGGUGAUUGAAUCAAAACAUGAAAAAAAUUGGAUUUUUGUCCUACUUUCCUUAUUUUUUUCAAAUCAUAUAAUUUAAUUUUCGAAUUUUGUUUGGGUUUCAUAAUCGUCACUGAUCUGGUUUCGUAACAUAAAGAGAUUCAUGAUUGAUCAUGGGGCCGAUAUUUUGCUCUUUUUAGUGCUCUUUUGUUAUUUUUUAACUUUCAUUUAUGUAAUCCUUCAGAAUGAUAUUGUUACCUCAAAAAUUAUUGUGAAACUUGUUUGCAAAAAGUAAAAUUUAGAAGACUCAAAUUGGAAAUGACUAGUACGGCCAAGUGAUGAGUUUGAAUAAUGAAAUGUUCCUUCUGGCUCGGGUUUCCAAAGUAAUUUUUCAGGAUGCAAAAAUAUCAACAAAUGGCAGUGCGGGGCCUAAAUGCUACCUAGAUGCAAACAGACAAAGAUCGGUCUCACAAAAGCCUCUCGCUGGCAAAGUGUCUGUCUUGAACAAUGCACAACUGUUGUGUGUUUAAUAGCAAUCGAGUUUGAAUGAAAAAUCUACCUCAAGAAUUCAAAUGUUUUAGAAUAAGGAAACUCAUUUACCAGUUGACAAUCAUGACAGCAUAAGUCUGCCGGAAUUGGAUCUCAUGGAUCUUCAUGGAUGUAUUUUACUGCUACAACAUUUAUUUGGAAUCUGUCCUGUUUGCUGAUAGUUGAUAGCUAUUUAUGCUCUUAUUGGUUUAUUUCAGUGUUUAUUUUAUUUUAUUUUGACACCAGCCACUACUCAUUCUAAGUCGAAAAGACAUUUUGAUCACUUGUUGUUUUUUUUUAGUUAAAGUAUGGCUGAUCAAAAUUGUGACACGGUAUUUGCUUUGACAUAUGUGCAAUCUCUGCAUUCAUUGAAACCUUAGAUUGAGAUUUGCAAUACUAUUUAUUUCUAUUUAUGAAUCUUGUCGUAUUUAUAUUUGAACCAUAUCUUUCAACUUUGGUGGUCAUGCUUAGUCUUACCUGGUCUUACAAAAUUUGGUCCCAUGUCUUUUAUUCAUUUUUUUUUUCACGGGGGGAUGUUUAAUAUGAUUUCAACAAAAAUCAUUCCUGACCAGAAACAAUUAAGUUUGUUCAGUAUAUACCAUCAUUUCCAAAAGUUUAAGACUACCAGAGUGAUGUGUAUAGUAUAGUACAUGUAAUAAACUGGAACAGUUUCUUUAAAAACUGGCCUCUAUAAUAUUUGUUGGUGUUGAUUCUGUGUUUGACAAGAAUGGUUAAAGAGUAAGUUCAAAGUAAUUGUCAAAUAGCUUGACUGAUCCUUUUGUUUUCACAAGUAGUUUUACUUCAAAAUAUUUUUUUUAACAAAAGGAUUAGUCAAGCUAUUGGACAAUUUCUAUAUACUAAUUUACCUUACCAUCAAAUCAAACAUGGAAUCAACACUAAAAACAAUUUAUAGGCCAGUUUCAAUGAAACCAUUACAGUAUAUUACAAUUAUAUACAUGUGCUAUACACACAAAUUAUACUUAUAAAAAAGUUGGUAUAAUUGCAAUGAUGACUCUGGUUUUAUUUUGUGAAAUUUGAAGACAUGAAUCUGAAAAGCAUGUUUAGAUAAAUAUAGUAUGUGUUUAAUUUGGUUAUUAUUUCACAACCUCACGACCUGCAUAUGCGUUCACAUUAAGGUCAGUUAAUAUGAGACCAACUUGAAAUAUGUGUACAGUCUAAACAUAAGUCUUUGUUCUAUGUAUCUCAGUGUGUGAAAAUUACUAUACGUUCAGCUUCACGGAGUUCAAUAUGUAAAUUAUCUUCUAGUUUUGUCGAGAAUAAGAUCAUGAGUUUAAGUUUUAUAUUUAAAUUAUUUUAGACUUUACUGCAAAAAUGAAUCCAGCUAUAUAUGAACUGCCAAGAGUGCAUAUUCAUUAUAUGUUAGAAUAUUGAGGGAAUUGUGUAAAUCGUGCUAUUUACAUGAGUUUUGGUCAGACUGGUUGUAAAUAUCUUGUAUAUCUUGUGUAUAUGAUUACGAUGUAUAUAGGAAUGAAGAGUUACUAUUUAUAAUACUACAUUGGAAUAAAUCACUGAUAAACCAUUAA
This is a messenger RNA of Lytechinus pictus (painted urchin), 8450 nucleotides long. RefSeq names its product ankyrin-repeat and fibronectin type III domain-containing 1-like. The transcript is spliced from 22 exons. NCBI's taxonomy places the organism in Eukaryota, Metazoa, Echinodermata, Echinoidea, Temnopleuroida, Toxopneustidae. The coding region runs from base 314 to 3229 and encodes 971 amino acids. Gene Ontology annotation, biological process: establishment of mitotic spindle orientation; signal transduction; regulation of establishment of bipolar cell polarity. Gene Ontology annotation, molecular function: protein binding. Gene Ontology annotation, cellular component: spindle. The record is from RefSeq and is a predicted model, not a curated record.